Molecule: messenger RNA, 1290 nt
Organism: Sander lucioperca (pikeperch)
Lineage: Eukaryota; Metazoa; Chordata; Actinopteri; Perciformes; Percidae
Product: zinc finger BED domain-containing protein 1-like
Exons: 2
Coding region: 1-1290 (429 amino acids)
Molecular function (GO): protein dimerization activity
Source: RefSeq, a predicted model, not a curated record
AUGGUCUCAUUCGUUUUGUGCACAAAGCCCCUUGAGGACCGACACACUGCAGAAAACAUCGCUCGCUGGAUUGAAGAGGUUGCCAAGAAGUUUGACUUCUCUCUCCGUGAUGAUCUCCAGGCGAUUGUCCACGAUAAUGCAGCUAAUGUGGUGAAAGCCCUUAGAAUCCUUGAGGAGAGGCAUGGCGUUGCCUCACUUCGAUGUGCUGGCCAUACCACCCAGUUGAUCGUCAACCAUGCUUUGAAAGAUCCCCGGAUCAACAAGGCACUUGGGGCAGCAAGGAGCCUCGUCGGGUACUUCCAUAGCAGCGAUGUCGCCACCCUGAAGUUGAAACUCAAACAAGAGCAAAUGGGCACAGCUCAACACAAGUUGACCCAGGAUGUAGCUGUUAGAUGGAAUAGUUCUUAUUAUAUGAUCACACGCCUCCUUGAGCAGCGGUGGCCUGUAACCGCAACCCUCUCAGACCCAGAGGUCACCAAGGCAGCAAAGCACUACAUGGAUAUGAAAGCUGACCAGUGGAGCCUCCUGGAGGAGCUACAGAAAGCACUUGAGCCCUUCGAGCAAGCCACCGUCUUCCUGAGUGGAGAGGCAUACGUCACAGUCUCUGUCCUGCCUCCGCUGGUGAAAGGCCUACAGAAGUCCACGCAGACAGCCUUUGAGUCUGCUCCCAUCGCCACCUUCCAAACAGCAGCCGCAGCAGAGAUUGCUUCAAGAUGGAAGAUUGAGACAACAUAUGAUGAAGACGGGAACAAUGUGUGCAUCUUCGCUGCGGCCCUUGAUCCGAGAUUCCGAAAACUCAAGUUCCUAUCCACAGACGACAUCCUGAAGGUGAAAAUCAAACUUCAGACCCUUGCACUUGAAGCCAGACGAGUGCAAGUGAGGGAAGAGCCUGAAGAAGAUGACUCCCCCAGUGGCCAGCCAGAUCACUCCAGACAGAAGCCAAAGUCUGUUCUGGACACGUUGCUUGGCACAGAUGAUGAGGAGGAGCUGGAAGAUGAAGACCCAGGCCAAGAAGACCAGAAGGAAGAUGCUGUCAGGAAUGAGCUGCUUGUGUACUUUGGGGAGAAACCCAUCCCAAAGGACAAAAACCCACUCCAAUGGUGGAAGGAAAAUGAAACGAGGUUCCCCGCCCUGGCUGUUGUGGCGAAAUCCUAUCUGGCUGCCCCUGCAACAUCCACAUCUUCGGAACGUCUGUUCUCAGCAGCAGGGACCAUCGUGAGCAAAAAAAGAGCAAGCCUCAGCAAAGAGCAUGUGGACAUGCUCACAUUCCUACACAGUAAUUCAGUGUAG